AUGACCCUGCCCAACCGCUCGGGCUACGUCGUGGCCGGUGGUGGUCGGCCUCCUACUCAGCAACAUCAACAGUCGGCGGCCGCCGUGCACCACCAGCAACAGCAACAGCUCUCGGCGGCGCAUCAACAACAACUCCGACAGCAGCAACAGCAACACCACCAACAGAUGAUGAUGCCCUCGCUUCCGCCGGUGGGGGCCUACACGGCCGGCCGCACAUCGUCGGGCAUCCUCGAGCAUCCAUCCUCCUCGCCUUCGUCGUCGCCGGCCUCCUUCCAGUUGCCCGGCGGCGGGAUGCUUCCAGGUGGUCUGCCCCUCCAUCUUCAGCAGCAGCAACAUCAGAUCCCGAGCCUUCACCAUCUUCAACAGCAGCAGCCGCCCCAUUUGAUGUAUCCGGACGACCUCCGCUACGGCCUCCAUCCUUCGUCUGGCCUCCAUCAUCUUCCGUUCUCCGCGCCCCCUCUCUCCGCCUCUUCGAUGCAGCAGCAACAGCAACCCUCUUCUUCCUCGACUACCUCUUCAUCUUCUGUCAUGCCGCCGAUGUCGGCCACCAUCACAAUCGCGCCUUCGCUCUCGCCCUCCGUCAUCGACGCCUCGAUCGAGCAGCUCUUCCCUCUGAGCGGCAAGGCCUCGACGUCGACCAAGGAGACCCACGGCUCCAUCCUCGACACCGAGCUCGCCGGCAUUAUCAACAACGUCGAGAUGAUCGAAUCUUCGGGAGCCGGAUCGAACAUGGAGGAGACCAAGGUCAAGCUGGAGACCAACCCGCUCCACCCGAUGAUGCUCGUCCAGUCCAUCCUCCAUCUCGCCUCCAUCGUCGCCUCGCCCCCCUCCCCCGCCUCGCCAUCCACCUCGUCGCCUCUUGGCACCCCGCGGAGCAGCGGCACCGGCACCGGCCUGAGCGACUGGUCGCUCGACGGCUUCUGCAAAUCGCAGGGCAUCAAUCUCAGCUCGACGCCCAAGACGAGCAAGGGCGAGGAGUUCAUCCACAAGGUGAAGAAGCUCCAGGAGGCCUACGAGGUCGAGCUGGGCCAGCUCAACCUGGUGGCUGACCAGUACGCCUCGCACGUCAUGUCCCUCCUCAAGGCCCAGGCCGCCACCCGUCCCAUCACCGACAAGGAGCAGUCCAUGAAGCUCGCCGUCCUCCAGGAGCGCUUCGACUACCUUCGCACUCAGCUCAGACAGAGCGUGUGCAAUGCGAUCGUUCUUCUCCAGAAGCACUACAACCAAGUGAAGAAGAAGAGGAGGAGCUUGAACAAGAAGGCCACCGAAGUGCUCAACACCUGGUUCUUCAACCACCUGAACGACCCCUACCCGAGCGACGAAGAGAAGAUGAUGCUGGCCUCGCACUGCGGCCUCACGCUCAACCAGGUGAACAACUGGUUCGGCAACAAGCGCAUCCGCUAUAAGAGGAAGUGUCUCGAGGAGGAGGCCAAGCGUGGCAAGGCCAUCCAGCAGCACAUGGAAGAGCUGGGCCAGCCGCAGGAAGGCAGCGGCGGUGGCAGCGGCAGCGAAGGCGCCCUCCAGUCCUCUCAGCACUACGCGCAGUACGAGCCGAUGGCCGCCGGACCCGCCGGCGUCGAACUCGACUCAGGCACAACUCAGUACUACAUCUAA
Molecule: messenger RNA, 1614 nt
Organism: Acanthamoeba castellanii str. Neff
Lineage: Eukaryota; Discosea; Longamoebia; Acanthamoebidae
Product: homeobox domain containing protein
Exons: 4
Coding region: 1-1614 (537 amino acids)
Biological process (GO): embryonic organ development; animal organ morphogenesis; regulation of transcription by RNA polymerase II
Cellular component (GO): nucleus
Molecular function (GO): DNA-binding transcription factor activity, RNA polymerase II-specific; RNA polymerase II cis-regulatory region sequence-specific DNA binding
Source: RefSeq, a predicted model, not a curated record